AUGAUACCGCGGUCGCAUCACGUGCCCGGUCCGCGCGCGUCCAGGUCAGGACGCUGCUGGUCGGUGCGCUGGCGGCUCGGACUCCUCAUGGCAGUGCCCGUCGUAUUCCUCUUCAUGACGACGUCAUCCCUCCCAGAGCUCACCGGGCCGCACCACGGCUCGCACGGGCGCCACGGAACGCACUCGCACCUGCACGGGAAGCAUAAGCUCAGCUUCGGCGACGGGCACGUCCGCGCCCACGGCGCGAAACACCGCCACAGCCUGCGGCCAGUGGGCGAUGACGUGGCGGACCAGGAGCCCGCCGGACCCGACGAAUCCGACGACGGCAGUCACCACGGGCUCAUCGCGGACAUCAUCGCGUCCGGCGAGCACAUCCUCGACGAGUUCCUGCACCACGGCCCCGACGGCGGCGGCGGCGGGCCCAGUGCGGCGCACCACGAGGCGCGGCAUCGGCACGGCGGCGACGACUUCGGCGGCGAGGACGACGACCUCGACGACGUGAUCGACGCCGGCGACAUCGAUUUCCGCGUCGCCGCGGGGGCGGCCCGGGGCGGCGGCGGGCACGGCGAUUUCGACGAGUAUGACGCCAGCUUCGUCAGGGGCGACGCGAGGCAGGCGCCGGCCGAGGACGAGCGCAGGGGGGCGUCGGCGGUGCAUGUGGAGCUGGUGCUGGACGGGGAGGCGAAGCCGGCGCCGCGCGCCGCCACGAGCGGCGACUGGCCCCCCGGGACCCACGUGGUGCUGAAGCUGUUCUACGACUGCAUGUCGCCCGCGAGCCUGAUGGCCGUCGGCGGCAGCACGGGCGCGUGCGAGAUCCGCGAGCACGGGCAGCGGAAGAUGCGCGUCCCGUCGGCGUCCUCGGUGUGGGCGGAGUUUGCAGACUGGGUCACGACGCAGGAGGAGAUCCCGGGAGCUGUGUUCGGCGCGGUGGCGCUGAACGCCCGCGGCAAGGGCGUGCAGAACCAGCUGGAGAAACUGCGCAUCGAUGCGCUGCCGAUGCUCGUCGCCGAGGCCGGCGGGCGCGUGCUCGUGAAGCAAGACCUCCUCGUGAUCUUCGGGACGGAGCCGCGCAACCAGCGGCUCGAGAUUUUGAAAAGCUGGCUGCGCAACCUGCGGCCCGAUGGCUCCGUCGGGGGCUGA
Messenger RNA from Pedinophyceae sp. YPF-701, 1140 nucleotides. NCBI's taxonomy places the organism in Eukaryota, Viridiplantae, Chlorophyta, Pedinophyceae. The record is from the annotation of a GenBank genome assembly.